ACUUGUCAUUGUUCUGGUGCUUUAGAACUCCUAGCUGCGCCCCACUGCAGCAUGGCAAGCAACCAUAAGUUGGUUUGCGCAAGAGCCGCAAGGCAACAGUUCGGCGAUGCUUUCCAGAAGGCAGUCAAAGAUUAUAGAUGGGCCAGACAGUCCGCCGCAAUUUUGAAGGGCUUGGACGCAUAUCUUCCAGAUGGUCUGUCAUUUCUGCCGCUUUCCUAUCUUUUUGACGACGAAGUUGCUGGAUUUGCGUGGGAGGGAGCCGUAGUCAAGGCCAACGCUGAUGCUGGUGAUCGACAAACAAACUUUCGGGUGAUGGCAAGGACUCGUCCUCUGCAAGAGCAAGAGAAAGACGCAAAUCUUUACGAGUCCGUGAGCGCGGAGAGCGAGAAUAACGCUAUCAUCGUCCACGACGGCCGAGUCCAUCGCGAUGGCCGCACUAUCUACACGCACCACUCGCGCUUCUGCCUGGAUGGUGUCUUCCCAGAAAGCGCGGAUAACCAGCGGGUCUUCAAGGAAGCCGCGGAGCCUUUGCUGGACAGUGCGCUCAAGGAGGGUGGCCGGUCCACCCUGAUGUUCUUCGGGCAGACCGGGACUGGGAAGACCUACACGGCCAGGGGGGUGCUGGACAUCAUAACGCAGCAAAUCUUCUCUGACCCAGGCACCACCGUGGGGAUGUGCUGCUACGAGAUGGCUGGCACGCGGGGUGGCCGCGAGGCCUUCUUCGACCUGCUGGCAGACCGAGCCCAGGUGAAGUGCCUCACCGGCGAGGAUGGGAAUGUGCAUGUGCGGGGCGCGCGGCAGGUGGUGUGCCGCAGCGCCGAGGCGCUGUCGGAGGCCAUCGCCGCCGCCUUCGCCUGGCGCUCCUCCGAGUGCACGGAGCGGAACGCCGCGUCCUCGCGGUCCCACUGCAUCCUGGAGCUCCACUUCCGCGAAGCCGACCCGGAGGAGCCGAAGGAGCCGAAGGAGCCGAAGGAGCCGAAGGAGCCGAAGGAGCCGAAGGAGGCGAAGGAGGGCGGAUGCCUACGCAUCGUGGACCUUGCGGGAUCUGAGAGGAACUUUGAGACGCAGAUGCACAGCAAGUCUAUGGCGGAGAGAGGAGGGCUGAUCAACUACUCCCUCCUGGCGCUCAAGGAGUGUGCCCGAGUCAUGCACAAGCAGAAGCAGGAGGAGGAGUGCUUUGUUCCCUUUCGAUCCUCCCGCCUAACCCAUUUGUUGAAGAGCUCCUUUGUGGAUGAAUCUCACCGCACCAUAGUCGUUGCAACGCUCUCGCCCUCCCCCACGGACGUGGAGCACUCCCUGAACACCCUUCAGCAUGUGGCGAUGAUGCGCACUGCCCGGGCCUGGGAGGAGUCGCGGAAGUUUGAGGACGCCGAUGCCGACGCGGACGCCUCGGGCUUCGGGGUGGUGCAUGGCCGGGGCAGGGCCUUGCACUCGAAGCUGCAGGAUGCAAGAAAGGGUCAGCUGAGUCUUCACGCCUUCCAGAUGAAGACGCAAGUGGGCGGCACCAUCAUGAAGAAGUACGAGGCCGAGGCUGCGAAGGUCGAGACCUUCAUCGACGCCCGGUAUCACCGGGAGAUGAAGGUGAAGGUAGCAGAGGACCUUUGGGUUCUGCGGGACGCCGACAUGGAGGCCACCCAGGUACUGUCUGAUUGGCGGCAGGAGCAGUGGGAGGCCUCCAAGAGCCAGGACCUGGCGCGGUGGGAUGGGCCCAAGCUGCAGAGCUGGGUGCGGAACCUGGAGCUGCCAGGAGAGGUGAAGAUCCCCGGUGCCAUGACCGGCGCGCAGCUGCUGCGCCUGGGAAGCCUGCGGCUCCGCGCCCUGUGCUCCGACGCCGAGACCGCGGAGCGGCUGUCUGCGGCGCUGGACGCGGCGAAGAAGGAGACGCAGCGGCGCGCGGCGGCUCAUCGCAGUGCCAACGCGCGCAUGACGGCGCUGGGGAACCACAAGGUCCAUGCAGCAGCGGAAGAGACGCAUUUGGAGCGGCCUUGAUUGGCCUGGACUUGGUACAAGCGCCCUUCCCUCCAGGGUUAGGUGAGCUGAGCGUCUUUCGCCCAGUGAGCGAGCCUGUCAGGCCGAAUUCAGCUGUGUAGGCCCAUUGGGCUUCGAAGCUCGCCUGUGCAGUUGCCAAAGCUUCGACUGACCUUGUGCUGCACUGCACGAAUCCCGCGCUGGAUGCCUUG
Effrenium voratum is the source of this 2180-nucleotide messenger RNA. Lineage: Eukaryota; Dinophyceae; Suessiales; Symbiodiniaceae. The record is from the annotation of a GenBank genome assembly.